This is a messenger RNA of Schistosoma mattheei, 4633 nucleotides long. NCBI's taxonomy places the organism in Eukaryota, Metazoa, Platyhelminthes, Trematoda, Strigeidida, Schistosomatidae. The record is from the annotation of a GenBank genome assembly.
AUGAAUAAUAUUAAAAAACGAAAAAAACGUAAAGUAAGCAGUGGUAAUCAAUUAGAUCUAUCUAUGAAUACUUCACAAUUAUUAAUGAAUUCAUUUCAAACAGAAAGACAAAGUUUAAUCCAUUCUACUAUUAUGACAUCAAUGAAUAAUGAUCAUUCGCAUUCAAUUAUGAUAUCACCAUCUGUAAUUAUUGAUAAUUUAUCUAAAAUAUAUCAAUCAUCAAAACGUGCAGCAUUAUGUAAUAUCAAUAUGAAUUUUUAUGAAGAUCAAAUUACUGUGAUAUUAGGAUGUAAUGGAGCUGGUAAAACUACUCUCCUUUCUAUUUUAGUUGGAAUACUUGAACCUACACAAGGUAAAAUAAUUAUGCAUGGAGAAGUAACCAAUAAACGUUUAGAUAUUUUACGUAAAAUGUUAGGAUAUUGUCCUCAAUAUGAUAUUUUAUAUGAUUCAUUAACAGUUGCUGAACAUAUUCAUUUAUUUGGUACAUUAAAAGGAAUGAGUCGUUUAAGUAUCAAUCAAAAAUUGGAUGAUUAUCUACAGAAACUUGGAUUAACUGAUAAACGAAAUGAACAAACCUCUAAACUUUCUGGUGGUCAACGAAGAAAAUUAUCAUUAUUUUUAGCCUUUUUAGGCAAUUCAUCUGUAAUAGUACUUGAUGAACCAACAGCUUCAUUAGAUCCAUUUUCACGACGUGCUGUUUGGGAUUUAUUAAAAUCGUUACGUAAAGGACGUACAAUCAUUUUAAGUUCACAUCAUAUGUAUGAAACUGAUUUAUUAGCUGAUCAAAUUUCCAUUAUUUCUGAAGGUAAAGUACUUUGUUCUGGUUCUAGUUUAUCAUUAAAAUCAGCUUUUGGUUCAGGAUAUCACUUAUCAUUAGAAAUGGAUCCAUUAAAUACAAACAAUUCUUCUGGAAACAACAACAGUUUCACAGAAUUAUUAAAAGCUAUACAAAUACAUGUUAAUGAUGCUCGUAUAUUGAGUCAAAAUGCAAAUAAAUUAAUUAUUCAUUUACCAACUUGUGAUGCAUUAACUGGAAAAUUUACAAAUUUAUUUCAACAAUUAGAUAAUGAUGAAUUUCGUCAAUUAUAUCAUAUAAAACAUUAUGAAAUUGCUAAUUCUUCAUUAGAAGAAGUAUUUCUUUCAAUUACUGGUAAUAUACAAACAACUAUAAACAAUUCAAAUGAUUAUGAAUAUAUAGAAAACUAUGAUGAUGAAUAUAAUGGUAAUAUUGAAGUCAAUCAUAAAUCAAAUCUAGAAGAGAUUAGUUUAAUGAAUAAUAAUUAUCAAAAACAAUAUCCACCUAGUCAAUAUCGUAAUCAUUUAAGAAGGAAACCAUCUUUUUUAAAUAUGAUAAAAGCAAUGUUUUAUAAACGUUAUAUUUAUUUAAAACGUAAUAAAUUAUCAUGGAUUAUUGAAUUUAUCUUUCCAUGUUUAUUAGUAUUAACUGGGAUAGGAUUUUUAGAAUAUUUUAAACCAAAUAAUAAUAUACAACUACCAAUGGAUAUUAAUCAUUGGAUUAUGAAAAAUGAACAUAUUUCUAAUGAAUUAUUACAUUUUUAUACACAUAAUACUUAUCAUGAAAUAGAUUCAUUUCAAUCUUAUUUAAAUUUAUUAAAUAAUCCAUUAAGUUUAACUGGUAUUGGUUGUAUUUCAUCAAAAUUACAUACAUUUCAACCAAAUAUUAAUUCUAAUUGUUUAAUUCAAUCAAAUGGUCAAUUCAUAAUAAAUAAAAAUUAUUUAACAAAAAAUUGUGAAAAAUAUUCAUUACAACAUAAAUUUCCUUGUUAUCCAUUAGCUACUGGUGAUAUACUACUUAAUUUAAGUAAUAUUGAUAUAUCAGAUUAUUUAAUGAAUAAUACAAAUUUAUUAUAUAAUAUUAUGUUUGGUGGUAUUGAAUUUAAAACAAAUAAAUAUUAUGAAUUAAAUCAAAUUAUUUAUAAUUUAUUUAAUAAAUUAAAUAAUUAUUCAAUAAAAUUAAAUCAAUCUAAUCAUUGGAAACAAUUUUUAAUGGAUUUAAAAUUUAUUUUACCACCAAAAAAUAUAAUACGUUUAUGGUAUGAUAAUCGUGGUUAUUUAUCAUCAGUAGCUUAUUUAAAUUUAUUACAAAAUUUACAAUAUCGUAUAUUAUUAUCUAAUGGAUUAAUGAAAUUCAAUAAACAAUAUAAUGAUAUAAUUAAUAAUCAUCAUGUUGAUAAUAAUAAUAUAAUAUAUCCAACAAAUUCUGGAAUUAUUAUCACUAGCCAUCCAUUACCAUAUCCAGAUUUAUUUGAAAAUAAUAAAAUAAAUGAUGAUAUUAAAGCAGAUUAUUUAUUAUCAUUAUUUCUUAUAUUAGCAUUAUCAUUUAUACCAGCUAGUUUUAUUAGUUUACCUGUAUAUGAACGUAAUAAUAAUUCAAAACAUUUACAAAUAUUAUCUGGUUUAUUACCAUCAAUCUAUUGGUCAAUAAAUUAUAUUAAUGAUUAUAUUACUUAUUUAUUUUCAUCAACAUUAUGUAUAAUAAUAAUUAUUAUACAUGGUAAUUCAGCUUAUAUUCAAUCAGAUACAAUUUAUCCAUUUAUAUUAACAAUAUAUUUAUAUGGUUUAGCUAUGGUUUCAUUAAUUUAUUUAGCAAGUUUUUUAUUUAAAUCAUCUAGUACAGCAUUUGUAUUAAUAUGUGGUUUAAAUUUAGUCAUUGGUGCAGUGACAACAUUUGUACGUUUCUUUCUUGAAAUACUUACACUUGAUAGUGUAAAUUAUCAAACAACAACAUCAACAAAAACAACUCAAUUUAUCAAUAUGUGGUUACGUAUAUCACCGCAUUAUUGUUUAAGUGGUAGUUUUUUUACAAUAGCAUUAAGAGAUUUUUUUAAUAAACUUAAUAUACCAUAUAAAAAUAAUAAUUCAUUAUGGAAUUUAUUAAAAAUUGAUAUGGGAUGUUUAUUAUUACAUUCAUUAUUAUUAUUUAUAAUUGUAUUAUUAUUGGAAAAACAAUUUUAUAUCAUACAAAUAAUACAUUGGAAAAGAAAUAAAUUGAAAUGGAAUCGUUUAUUGAAUUCAUAUGUCGGUAUACAUUAUACAGAUCUAGAAUCAAAUAUACAAACGAAAACAGAAGAUUCAUCUUUAAAACCAAAAUAUGCAAUCAAUGUAAAAUCAGUAUGUAAACAUUAUUGGUCUCAAAAGAAACCAACAGUAGAACAUUUAAAUUUCACUGUUCAACCAGGUCAAUGUUAUGGUUUACUUGGUGUAAAUGGUGCUGGAAAAUCAACUACAUAUUCUAUGUUAACUGGUCAUUCUACAAUAACACAUGGAAAUAUUUAUUUAAAUGGUUAUGAUAUAACAUUAAAUAAAGAGAAAGCAUGUGAAAAUAUUGGUUAUUGUCCACAACAAGAUGCUUUAUGUGAAUUUAUGACACCACGUGAACUAUUGACAUUUUAUAGUUAUUUAAGACAUCCCAAUCAUCACCAUCAUCAUCAUCAUCGUCAUGAUCAUCAAACAUUUAAUCAUAAAAAUCAAGUCAAUAAAAUGAUUGAAUUAAUUGGUUUACAACAAUAUGCUGAUUGUUUAAUACAUACAUUAUCUGGUGGUAAUAAACGUAAAUUAUCUAGUGGUAUAGCAUUUAUUGGUAAUCCAAAAAUAAUAUUUUUAGAUGAACCAUCAACUGGUAUGGAUCCACAAGGAAAAUAUUUAUUAUGGAAUAAUAUAAAAAAUGCUAUAAAAUUAAAUUGUACUAUAUUAUUAAGUUCACAUUGUAUGGAAGAAUGUGAAUUAUUAUGUAAUCAUAUUGGUUUAUUAAUUAAAGGUAAAAUCUGUUGUCAUGGUAGUCCAUUAAAAUUAAAACAACAAUAUGGUUUAGGUUAUUAUAUUGAUUUACAAUUUAAAUCAAAUAUAUUAAAUUAUAUCAAUAAUAAUAAUAAUCAUAUCAAUGAUUUACAAAUAUUAUUACAUAAUUAUUUACCUAAUUUUCAAUUACGUUAUCCCUUAUUAACAAGACAAGAAUAUCAUUAUAAUAAUAAUGAUAAUAAUAAACCAUUAUGGAAAUUAUUUAAUGCAUUAGAUCAAUUAAAUAAACAUAAUAUCAUUGAAAAUAUAUCAAUAAGACAGUCUACAUUAGAAGAUGUAUUUGUUAAUUUAUAAAUUUAUAUAAAAAUAAUGAAUUAUCUAAUGAGUAAUAUGAUAAUGAUUUGGAGUAGUUUCUUUCUUUCUUUCUUUCUGUGUUUUUUUUUCGGGUCUUUUUUUGUUGCUUUUUUCACUUGGAAACUGUUGAAAUGACGAAUGAUUACGUAAUAAGAAGAAUGAUAGUCUUCUCAGUAAUAAUGAAAGCAAAUCCGUUUUAUACAUAUAUUGAAAUGACAAUGGAUUAUAUAAUAGAGAGAAUGACAGUCUUUCCAAUAAUAAUAAAAUCAAAUCUAUUAUAUGUGUAUGCACAUUUGAUUGUAAUUAAACAUUAAACAUAGAUAUUCUCUAUUCUCUAAAUUUAUAUUUUGUUUAUUUAGUUAUUUGUUGAUUGUUUCAUUGUCAAUGAAUUGACUGUAUGGUUUCUGUACACAGAUUGUAUAAUUAGAUUCAAUCUUCUUGUUUUUUUCUUUAAGAUAAAAUGGUUUCACUUUUUUUUUAAUAAUUGUCCUUUUAAAUCUGCUUCGGUUUGGGCACCCGG